AUGGCCCCAACAUGGCGAGCACUCCUCACCCUAGGCACUCUACUGGGUGCCUCGAGCAUAGCACACGCCGAAGACUAUCUUCGGACCACCUCUUUCACCAACUGUGAAAGCAGCAACCAAUUCAACGCCUCAACAUUCAACAUCACCAUCACUCCCGAGAACAGGACCAUUGUGUUCGACCUCGGUGGCGACAUCACAUUCACCGGCAAUGCAUCUCUCGACUUCUCCAUCAUCAUCAACGGGAACGAGGCCCAGCUGUUCAGACAAGAUGGCUGUAUCGCGGACUACCCAGCCUUCUGCCCUACGACACCGGGCCAGAUCAACUUGAAUUCGAACAUUGAGUUAUCGGAAACUGCCUCGGACAUGAUUCCCGAGGAGCUUUAUACGAUGCCUGACCUUGAUGCACAGUUCAAGUUGUCAUUCAACGAUACUGCUACCGGGCAGCCUUGGGGUUGCAUCGAGGCAAAUUUGACGAAUGGAGUGACUGAGGCUUCGGCUAUGAACAAUGCCUCUUCUACCUCCGACACUUCCAGGACCACGAACGCUACGAAUGGCACGACGACUCCUGAGGGCUCAGAGUCCAGUGCCACCAUGACAUCUAUCUUCUCAACUCUUGCCGUCGGAGUACCUGCCAUCAUCGCCAUGACCUUGUGCUUGUAG
Molecule: messenger RNA, 660 nt
Organism: Fulvia fulva
Lineage: Eukaryota; Fungi; Ascomycota; Dothideomycetes; Mycosphaerellales; Mycosphaerellaceae
Product: Flavin carrier protein 2
Exons: 1
Coding region: 1-660 (219 amino acids)
Biological process (GO): fungal-type cell wall biogenesis; transmembrane transport
Source: RefSeq, a predicted model, not a curated record